Molecule: messenger RNA, 2886 nt
Organism: Nipponia nippon (crested ibis)
Lineage: Eukaryota; Metazoa; Chordata; Aves; Pelecaniformes; Threskiornithidae
Source: RefSeq, a predicted model, not a curated record
AUGAGGGCUGUGAAUCCAUUUUUAUCUUCCUACAUCUGGCGAUGGCCGAAGUAUGGGGCCCAGAUGGCCCAAGCAUGGAGACACCCAAAAGGAACUGACCAUUGUCUCUUCCUUUGUGAGAAGGAAAAUGGGCAGGAGUCUGAGGCAGCUUGCCAGCUGGGACUUUUGUUACGGUGGCUGGAACUAGAAUAUGUCUCAGCCAGAGACCCAAGACGCCAUUCCGUUAGAAUCCUGGAAAGUGAGAUCAACACUGGGGUGUGGGACGGAAGUCAGGGGGCUCAUAACCGCCAUGCUGAGGAAAAGCCUUCUGCUCAGUUAACGGAAGAAGCUGUGAGCACCGAGUACUCCAGCAGAGCCAGGUCCCCCAGCCCCAAUGGCAGCCGCAGCCGGUGCCCAGGAGCUCCUGUUUGUAUUGCUUCGCUGCGCAAAAGGCGAGGCAGCGUGCCCGUCACCCGCGUCCCUGCCUUUGCACAGGCUCAGCAAAAGGCUGCCGGGGGCACAAGGUAUCCCGAGUGCAUGGGCUUCCCCCGGGAGUCCUGCCGUUAUCCCAAAGGACCUACUGGCAUUAAAUGCCAAAGUGCUGUCCAUGGGGUAGUAAAUCACGAGUCUUAUGGAGCUGCUCCACAUAAUACUGCAGAGGUUGAUGAGAAUGGAUGUGGAUACCCAGCAGAUGACAGCGUUGUUUGUGUGUCAGCACUACUGGAAAGCGUGUCAGGAGCAACUGCAGCCCUCGGAGCAGUAAAUGCACGAUGCUUGAUAAAAGAGCAAAUUAAGUGCCAAAAGGAUUAUUUUCCAUGCAGAAAACAUACAACGUGCCUCCCGCGGGCAUUUCAUUGUGAUAGCAUAAAUGACUGCGAGAAUGGUGCAGAUGAAGAGAACUGUGGAGAUAAUAGUGGAUGGGCAAGUAUCUUUGAUAUGGUUCAUGGAAAGUCUGAUUAUCUGGAUUUAUCCAAAGAAUUCUAUCUCCACCAAUACUCAGAAGGUCACAGCUGCAUGGAAACAGAACUAGAAUGUGCUGCGUUAAAGUCUGUUCCAUUUGUUUCAAGUAAUGUAACCCUCCCAUAAGCAGAGUCGCUCACACACAACCUGAUCCAUUCUCUUCCAGAUUAAGUUUUCAGCAAGCGUACAAAGGUGAAGAAAAUAUUUCUACAACACAAUUGCAUUCAGACAAUAUCAAGGAAAGCAUUCUUUGGACUAUGCAAUCUUCAGAAAUUGUAUCUCAGUCAUAAAUGUAUCACUAGUUUGAAACCUGGGGUAUUCAGAGAUAUACACAAAUUGAAAUGGCUAAUUCUAGAUUAUAACCUAAUAGUGAAAAUUUCCCAGCAGUUUUUUACUGGGGUAAAGCCUUUUUUUUUUUUUCAAUCAGUGAUAAACAAUUCACUUGAGACUCUACCCAAGAUCUGUACUCAAAUGUCAUUACCUUGAUGUAAGGAUCUUGAACGCAAUCAUAUUAAGGCCCUAACUAAUACCACCUUCCUGGCAUGCGAUGCACUUACCGUAUUGUUUCUUCAUGGAAAUCAAAUUUGCUUGCUGCCUGCAAAUACCUUUUCCUCAUUAAAAGAUUUGGUGGAAUUGGAUCUGUCCAGCAACAUGAUAACAAAAUUAUGACAUUUUAUUUUUAUAGACCUGAAGUAUUUACAAAAGCUCAAUCUGUCUUUCAAUCUACUUUCUCACUUCUCUGAGGAUCGCUUCGAAAACCUUCAGCAGCUUCAGUCACUAUACCUGGAAAUGAUUGAGAUUCUAAAUAUAAAUGGAAGAAUGUUUCAACGUAUGAGGAACCUCUCCCACAUGUAUAUAUCUACUUCAAAAAGUUUCACUUAUUGCUUCUAUGCGGUUCAUGUGUGACUAUGCACAUCAUUAACAGAUGGGAUUUCAUCAUUUGAAGAUCUCUUAGCUGACAAUGUUCUGUGAGUAUUUGUGUGGGUCAUAGCUUGUGUUAUAUGUUUUGGAAAUCUUGUCAUCAGAAUGAGAUCACUUAUCAAAGCAGAAAAUGACAUGUACACCAUGUCUAUCAAAAUUUCCUAAGUAUGUGCUGAUUGUCUUAUGGGGGUGUAUUUGUUCUUCAUUAGAGUUUUUGAAGUUAAAUACCAUAGACAGUAUGAAAAAUAUGCUGUGCUGUGGAUGGUAAGUUUACCAUGCCAUAUCAUGGUGUUCAUCACCAUGCUAUCUACAGAGGUCUCAGUCCUGUCGUUGACAUAUCUCACCUUAGAAAAGUAUUUAGUGAUUGUCUUUUCCUUCAGUAAUAUUCAUCCUGGAAGGCAGCAGACAGUAGUGAUUCUUAUAUCCAUAUGGAUUGCUGGGUUUGUCAUAGCAAUAAUCCCAUUCUAGGAUGAGGACUUUUUUUGAAAUUAUUAUGGGAAAAAUGGAGUUUAUUUCCCAUUGAAUUCUGAUCAAAGAGAAGAAAUUGGAGGCAACAGGUAUUCCCUUGGUAUUUUUCUUGGUGUGACCCUGCUAGCCUCCAUCAUCAUGGUGUUUUCAUAGGUCAGCACGUUUUGUUCUGUUCAAAAAACUGCCCUUCAGUCAUCAGGAGUCCAGCGUCACGUUCGCAGGGUUGUUGCUGUUGCCAAUCAAUAUUUUUUUAUAGUAUCCACUGAUGCCAUCUGCUGGAUUCCUGUCUUUGUCAUUGGAAUCCUCUCCUUAUUCCAGGUGGAAACUCCACACACUAUCCCUUCCUGGAUAGUGACAUUUGUUCUGCCAAUACGCAGUGCCCCAAAGCCCAUUCUCUAUACUCUCACAACUAGUUUCUUUAAGGAGAAGUUGAAGCAGUCACUGGACCGUUAUUGAAGGAGGGCAAUUUUCAAAAAUGAUGAAAAAACUUUGGCCACUUCAGUCACAUGGGCAGAUGAUCCCCUCACCCAUAGCUCUUCAUUUAUGCUUGGAUUUUAA